Cyanidioschyzon merolae strain 10D is the source of this 1326-nucleotide messenger RNA. RefSeq lists its product as hypothetical. The record is from RefSeq and is a predicted model, not a curated record. NCBI's taxonomy places the organism in Eukaryota, Rhodophyta, Bangiophyceae, Cyanidiales, Cyanidiaceae. Bases 1 to 1326 code for a protein of 441 amino acids. Gene Ontology annotation, molecular function: S-adenosylmethionine-dependent methyltransferase activity. The transcript has a single exon.
AUGAUGAGACUUGAGGCUCGGUCCAUGAAACCCUGCACGCUAGACGGAGCGAGUGAUCCAGACCUACAACGAGCCAAUGAAGCUUUCGUGUGGUCGACCGCACCCGGUGGUGAACGAGCAACUGGCGCUGUCCAGCGCAGAGAGUCGUACACUAGGCAGCGCCACUGGCCGCGUCCGUGGCGUCCCGCAUUGAGCGCGGACAACUGGCGCAAGUGUCGUUUCAGUGCCGCAAGGGGAAGCCCGUUUCUAUCUGGGAGUGCACGUGCACUCGAGACUUCGUUGCACAGCCGCUACCCUGCGUUGAACAGUGCUGUUCCAGGUGGCCACGUGUCUAUGCAGUAUGGGCAGGCUGCGACUGCACGAGACGCGAACGAGGCCCGUACCGGCGUCUACCAACCUAGCAUAGAAGCAAAGCUUAAAACACUAACUGAAAAGGUUAAACUUGCGUGUGUGCAGUGCAGAGCGCCGCUGGAACUAGAUAGCGCUAAUCGUUUGCGCUGCCCGAACGGUCACGGCGAGGCGAGCUGGAUUCAGGUCAGCGAAAAGAGCAGAGGUGGCGGCUUUUGGGACCUGACACCGCAAAGGUUCCGCUACAACGUAGAUGAACGUCCUCGAGGACCUUCUGUGGAACUUCGUCGAGACCUCUUCCAGAGCCCUUUCGUCGCCUUUUUGUACGAGCGUGGGUGGCGAGACCAGUUCCGAUCUUCGGGAUUUCCCGGCCCCGAUGCUGAGUUUCGCAUCGUUCAGAGCUUUUUCAAGGGCGCAAACUGCGUUAUGGAUCUAAGCUGUGGUUCCGGACUUUUUACUCGUCGCCUUGCGGCUAGCGGGGAUUUUGACCACGUCAUCGCUGUGGACUACUCAGAGGCAAUGCUGCGCGAGUUGGUCGAACGAGCGGAGCGCGAGCCGCUACCUGAACGCAUCGGUGGCGGCUUUGUGUCUGAUCGUAUCACUGGCAUCAUUCGCGCUGACGUGGAGCGUUUACCUUUCGCCAAUGAGUCUAUCGACUGUAUUCACGCUGGUGCUGCGUUGCACUGCUGGCCCUGCGUCCAGGACGGACUCCAUGAAGUGUAUCGGAUUUUGCGGCCCAGCAAGGGGCCAGGCUCCGGUCGUUUUCUGGCAACGACAUUCCUGUGGUCGACGUCGCCGUUUGGACUCGCGGUCCGUGAAGGUCGUCUGCUUAGCCCGAGCGCCGGGUAUCGCUUCUUCGAUGCAAAAGAACUUGAGUGGCUUGUGAAGAGCGCUGGUUUCGAGCGGGUAGAAAUUGAGGUGAUUCGUCAAUGUGCGAUCAUUCGUGCCUGGAAAGAACCGAGGGCACGGCACGGAUAG